GGGGGGGGGGGGGAUUUCCCUGGCAGCGCGCGCUCACGAGUUUCCCAGCAGCCAGCCAAUCAAAAAACCCGCGGCAUGGGUAUGACUCACCCAAAACCACGUUGGAAGCGUUGAGCGCGACGACGGAAUACCGAGAAUCUCCCGCACCUGACUCAUAUAACCGCGGCUCGCGAAGCCGCUCCGCUCACAGUCGAACGCCUGACGCCGACGAGGCAGCAACACAAGCGAGAGAGAGAGAAACUUGAAAGUGCACGCGAAGAGUGAACAAGAAAAAAAAGAAAGAAAACAUACAUUCGCGGAAGUCCAAUCAUGAAGUUCAUGUCGAACGUAUCGUCGAAAGCCGCCGUGACGGGAGAACCGUUCGCAGUGCCAUUGAACCCGUCGCUAGACAAGAAGCGAAAGGCUUUGCAUCUCAGCCUGGGUCAAGCGACCCCGAGGAAACGUGCAGCUGGGGGGUUGGAGUCCCCAGACUUGUCGCGGAUUUCGUCGCCCACGUUGGAUCGGUUCCUGGGUCGCAAUGUCGACCAAGGCCCCCCAUUGCUGACCCCGUCCACCAUGGACAUCCUCUUCAACAAGUCGACACCUACUGGGGAAGCCAAGAGUUUCGUGGAUGGCUUCAUGGAGGCCUACAAGUCCGUUGAGAAGCGGAAUGAUCCCAUGUUGACCGAAGCCACCGUCGUGUCCCACAACGAAAUUUUUGUUGAUGGGCUUGGAAACAAUGAAACUGAGAACGCAAUUCCGGUGGUGCCGCAAUGGCACAGCUACACCAACAGCCAAGACGAAUCCCUCACCAUCCUCCCAAUGUACCUAGAAUCCGACGAGAAAAGCUACACCGACCUCAGCUACUCCCAAGCACCCGUGGAUGCCACCUACAUCGCCAUCGCAGACGUUGAUGUCCCACCAGCAGGCUCCAUCCCUUUGGUUGCCAAGCGAACGGCAUCUUUGGCAUUGACAUCUGGAGGCAAGUUUGUGAAUGUGUCUCUCAUGGAGCCCAAGUCGGAGCCACAGGAUGUGGAAGUCAUCGAGAACAUCCCAACAACCAUCACAAAUAGCCCCAUGUCAUCCGUGACUUACGAGGAAGAUCAAGAUGAUAGCAUGGACGGGUUCCCGGGCUCAGAAGAAGACGAUUACAAGCCUGAUCCGCCCAAGCGUGGUGGAAGGAAGGGUAACACAAGACCCAUCCCUUCCAACUUGUCUGCCGCUGAACGCCGAAAGCUUGAGAAGAAACGUGCCCGAAAUCGUGAAGCAGCGAGCAAGUGCCGAGCGAAGAAGAUGGCAACAAUUGCAUCAUUGCAAAAGGAAAAUAAGGACUUGAUGACUGAAAGGAGCCGCGCGAAUAACGAAGUGAGCAAGCUGAAGAAGGAAAUCGCACAACUCCAGUCCUUCAUCAUGCAGCACAUUAGGGAUGGAUGUCCUACAUCUUUUGGCGAAUACCGUAGUUCAAAGCUGUGAAGUCGGAUUAAUUCGCCUGGGAAAAGUGUGAAUGAGUGGAUUGAUCGGAUUUUCUUACGUUGAGGAGAGAGCUGGGAGCCUGUGAUAUUGCGUUGAUUUUUGGAUACAAUGCGCGGAAACGCAGGUUUUCAUGUUUUAUUUUGGAAUCUCUUUACGGGAGAGAUUCAUUUUUUUGUUGGCUAUGCGUGAGCGGAAGUGUAAUUUAUCGUGCUAUUCCAAAGAACUUGACUAAGUGGGAUAUGAGAGCAUUCAACUUUACACGUGGAGUAGCGCUCAAGAAGGGCCUUCUCGUUCUGAGCCGCGAAAGGACAAAAAUUCAGCUUUUUUUCUCGCUUUUUGCUGCGUGUUUGGAACGGCUCCGACGCCUCGAGUGACGGAAGUUUGAAAUUAAACGCAUGCAAUGUUACCAAAGA
Molecule: messenger RNA, 1865 nt
Organism: Notodromas monacha
Lineage: Eukaryota; Metazoa; Arthropoda; Ostracoda; Podocopida; Cyprididae
Source: the annotation of a GenBank genome assembly